Messenger RNA from Cydia pomonella (codling moth), 998 nucleotides. RefSeq lists its product as uncharacterized. The record is from RefSeq and is a predicted model, not a curated record. The transcript is spliced from 2 exons. Bases 476 to 943 code for a protein of 155 amino acids. Lineage: Eukaryota; Metazoa; Arthropoda; Insecta; Lepidoptera; Tortricidae.
ACCAUUGACAUACGGGCACUACGAAUGGUGCUAGUUCAGCGGUGUCACGAAUAUGAGCCAAUCUUGCAGUCAAACGCAACUAGUUGCGACCAAUGGCGCGUGCUGCAAACUCAUCAAUCAAUCGUAUUGCGGCGUAAGACUACAUGAUUCGCUCGAAUUCGUGUGCGUGACACCGCUGUACUGGCCCCAUACUUAUUGCUCGUAAGGCCCGUCCUUAGAUAUAUGUCAAUGCUUAUGACCUGUUACUUGAAAUCUAGAUAGACAGACUAUUUUAGUCUGAUGUCGACUAAAUGCAUACUUAAUGUAUGUCAUAGACAACCACUAAAUUUCAUCGAGACAGAUGACACCAUAACAGACAACAAAGCUAAUUAGGUUCAUUUACUUUGAUAAAUUUACAAGUAUUUUGCAAUACCCAAAAAAAUAUGGACACGUAAAUGCAGAUAUACCGACUUCCAUAGACCCGACGUUUUAUUAAAUGGAGAAUCGGGGGAGAAGGGGUAGAAGGCGGUCCAGGGGAAGACACGAAGGUUACUUUGCCCCAGCUUCCUCCAGUUUAUUCGGCAACAAAUGUAUGAUCACUGCUGCACUGGUCUUUGCGUUUAUCAUGCUGCAGUACAAUUGUAGAAACUGCUACGCAAAGCAAGAGCUGAUGAAGAUUACGAGCAGUGUCGAGGAUAUAGCGAAACAUUUAAAAACCAUUCAAAGAAACUACCAGCUUAUAGAAGACAGACUUGCGUUAUACUCCAAAGAAAUACCAAAGCUGGAGGAGCAGAUGGCAUCUUUGGAGUCAUUGGCUCAUGACGUCAACAGAUUCGGUUGGAACCCCAGGAUACACGCUACGUUACCAUACGUCGACGUGAAGUUGAACCAUUUCAACAUUACUCGGAUCCCAAUGAAAAAUUCAACUAAAUUAAAUAAUUGUCGGAAUCUCAAAAAAGAAUAGUACGAAAAUAAUUUGAAGCCUUUGAGUUAAGCGGUAAAUAUAAUGCGGGAUCUUU